This is a messenger RNA of Acanthoscelides obtectus, 201 nucleotides long. Lineage: Eukaryota; Metazoa; Arthropoda; Insecta; Coleoptera; Chrysomelidae. The record is from the annotation of a GenBank genome assembly.
AUGGAAGCAAAAGAAAAGGAAGCUGUCCUGACGUAUUUCAAAAUUAAUAUCAGGAACUCAAUAGUACCAGGGAAAGUAGACUGCAUGAAAUGCAUCGAAGCACAUCCUCUGCUGGAGCAGAGAGACUGGAAGAAAAUUAAAUAUGCAGUGAAAAACAUCAUAGAUAAAAACAAAAAGCUAAAAAAGAAACAUACAGUGUAA